UACCUCCGCUGCCCUGCGCUAAGCUGUCGGUGUGACGCGGACGGAUCCAGCAAGACACUGAGGAGUUCACCGGGAGAUCUCCGUUAACCGGAGGAUUUAAUGAACAGUUUGGGUCUGCUCUGGAUCGAAUCGUUUUUUGUGUUUUUCUUCCCGCGCUGGUUCCAAAAUGGCGACUGUUUCGGUGGAUUCCGGAUUCAGCAGCCUGAAGCCUUAAAACUCAGAGUUCAGUCCGACCACCAUGUAAACAGACCAGCAGGGAGUCCGACUGCACACAGGACCAGAACCAGGAGGUAACCAGGUGAUAACCAGGUGAUAACCAGGAAUAACCGGUCACUACCCAGCAGCUGUCAGGGUGGCUGCACUGUCGUCCUGCUGCAGAAGCAGACUGAUGGAGAGCGACUGUCGGAUCCCCGUCGCCUGCUGCCGGCCGCGAGUCCUCGUCCUUCACGCUCUGUUCUGGGGCCUCGUCUCCCUCAGAGUGUUCGGAGCUGCUCUGCUGAGUGAAGAGAAAACUGCAGUGGUGAAGUCUGUCGUCACCCCCUGCUGGCUGCUGGAGGAGUUCGUAGUGACGGGGGAGUGUGUUCGCUGCAACGACUUCGACUCUAAGUCGCAGGCGGCCUGCAGACAGACAGGAUACGUGGAGAAGGUGAACUGCACCAAGUCCAGCAGGGAGGAGUACAAGAGCUGUCGAUCUGCUCUCAUGGAGGAACAUCUCUUCUGGAAGUUCGAGGCGGCCAUGUUGGGUCUGACGGUUCUCUUCGCCGUCCUGGUUGUCGUCCGUCAGCGCUGGCUCGACCGCCUCGCCUCCGAGAAAGUCCGGCGCCAGAUCGAGUCCAUCUAGGACUCCAGAACCAGCAUCAGAACCAGGAUCGGGAUCAGAACUGAAUGCAGGAAGAACCUGCAGUGACUGUUGAUUAAAACUGCUGAACAUGACGAGGAGGUUCUGUUCCUGUUCUGCUUCAUCUUCACCAGCGACUUAAUAUUCCCUCUUAACCCACAACAGACUGAGCAGCAGAUUAUGAGCCAGAACCAGGAUCAGAACCUGGAUCAGAACCUGAAUCAGACCUUCAGUUUUCACUCUGGAGCCGACAGUCUGUCAGCUUACAAUCUAGCUGUCAGAUCUUAUGAUAUCCAAACAGAACCGGGACAGACAGACACUGAGGCUCAAACUGGACCAGAACCUCAGACUGUCUCCACCUCCUUCACAGGUGAAGCCAGAAUGUGUCAGAGCCGGAUGCUGUGAUGUGCAGCAGUGACAUCAUAGCGGUUCUGACCCACUCUGAGUGAUGUCAUCAGCUGCCAGGGCGUCUGUUUCUGCCACAUUCUGACUUCAUGUUUGGUUACAUUCAUGACCUGAAAACCAGGCGUGUGCACGAGACAAGCAGGCGUGUGCACGAGAACACAGCCAUCCUGUGGAGGCGUGGCCAGUGGCUGAUAACUCCGCCCACUGAUUGGUCACAUUGUCUCUGAGCCUCAGACAGCUGGAAGAAGUACUCACCUCUUUAAAGUACUAAUAUCACAGACUAGAAAGUACAAGUACCACAGAGUAGUAAUAGUACCAACAGUAUUCAUUUCAGAGUGUUGAACAGAAGUUUCACUGUUGUGUCGAGUCAGACUGUUUAUUAGGUCAUUAAACUUUGUAUCAAUAAUGUAAUUGAUCUGAUCAGUUUGAAAAUUAGUUUCAUGUUAAAAGUCAGAAACAGACUUUAACAGGAAACUGGAUUAUUGAACCAGCAGAACCUUUCAUUCUGAAAAUGAAGCUUUAUUGAAGUUUAAUCAGUUGGACUCGUCAUGUCUGCUCGCUGGGCUCUGAUUGGUCCCUUCGCCAAACAAAGGGAGCCUCUGAUUGGUCGGAGCAUUUUGGACUCUUGUAAGUUUUUUCUCCUUUUUGUCAAACGUCUUCAAAUACAGCAGCUGAUUUUACUGUAAAUAUGUUUCUGCUUUUGUUUCUCUGUGAAGUUUCUGGUUGAAUAAAUGGAAGACAAACAA
Amphiprion ocellaris (clown anemonefish) is the source of this 1989-nucleotide messenger RNA. It is a transcript of the gene jtb, whose product is annotated as jumping translocation breakpoint. NCBI's taxonomy places the organism in Eukaryota, Metazoa, Chordata, Actinopteri, Pomacentridae. The record is from RefSeq and is a predicted model, not a curated record. The transcript has 6 exons. Gene Ontology annotation, cellular component: spindle; midbody; membrane. Gene Ontology annotation, biological process: mitotic cytokinesis. The coding region runs from base 389 to 841 and encodes 150 amino acids.